AUGCUUCAGUCCCUGCUCCGUCAAUCGCGGACAGCGCGUGUACCGCUCCAGAAUGGCCAGAUUGCCUUGCAAAGAGUGUCGGUGAUACGACAGUCCAAACCAUCGAUUUCCCGCGUCUUGACCAGUUUUAUCAUUAGUUAUUGUGUGAUUUCCACGGCCAGCCAUCUUUUCCCCAAGAAGCAGGAUGUAAAACCCGCACAGGCCGACUCGGAGCAGGCGCGGUCCCGGGUUGAAGGGUUGUCGAAAGUCUCUGGACCGCAGCAGAAUGGCCUCUCGAAGUCCCUGUCCGGCUCCGACUUCCCACCGGACGAAAUCAGCAUACCACUUCUUCUAUAUAUCCGUCAGCGACGGGGACCACCCUACCGACCGGACGACCCUGAAUGGAAGACAUUCCAACGAUUACAACAGGACAAGAAACUCCUGCAUGACAUAAAGGUGCAGGUUGCCCAACAGACCGAGAAGCAAGCGAGGAAACAAGAACAAUUGGCCCAGUUCUUCCAGGUCCUCAGGCCGGGACACAUGCGGGUGAAUCUGGAACUUGUUGUCCCUCUCAACCGGCCGCCAGUCUACGAGGUACCGUAUGUUGUGAUCAAGCCCGGCGGCGAAGCUGUGCUCGUGUGGCGAUGCCUGCCCGACAGUUUCGGCAGCAGACUGGACCGCGCAUUUCAUCCCAUCAUUCUCUCGAAAGCCUUCUAUCACGGCCUGAAAGAGUUCUGGACCGUGUCAUACCGAAUCACCAAAGCUCGGCUGCAGGAUCGCUUCAAUCCCACCGGCAAUUCCAACGGUAAUCUGGGCGGCAGCGCGAGUAAGCUGAGCCCGCUGUACAUGGCACGUCCACGGGCGAGACCCGCCACUGAAGAGGAAAAGGAAGAGAACAAGCUCCCCAUACGAAGGGCCUCGGAAAGUGAGAUGAAGAAAAUGUUACCAUUCUUACGCGGCGAGUAUGGAGAACAUGCUUCAAGGCAGGGCUACCGUGACGCCGUCCGGUCAAUGACAUACCAAGCAGCCAUUGACUCGGCUUGUGCGGUGUUCCGGUUACAUUGGGCCAUGGGCCAGUCCAAAGCCGCACAUACGGAUGCUCGCGACCCAUGCCACAUCAUAGGGUACAUUGAGUUUGUGGGGGACCGCGGCAAGUUGCGCCUCGACGUCUUUGCCGUCUACUCCCCCAAGGCCAAGAGUCUGAUCGGCCAACCUGCAAUCACCAAAGCUUACGGUAUCCCCGAUGCUACGAAAUGGUAUGAACCACUGAGACGACGCAGACCAACAUCUGGCUUUCUCUUGCCCGAGCAAACGAAGAAGACUCCUGCAUUGAAAGAGCAACCACAAUCCACAGAAGACUCAACGACCGAUGCUUCUGAUGAGAAGGAACGUAGAGAGGUUGGCGCGAGGGAGGAAGAGGGAGAUGGAGAAAAGUGA
Capronia coronata CBS 617.96 is the source of this 1416-nucleotide messenger RNA. RefSeq lists its product as uncharacterized. The coding region runs from base 1 to 1416 and encodes 471 amino acids. NCBI's taxonomy places the organism in Eukaryota, Fungi, Ascomycota, Eurotiomycetes, Chaetothyriales, Herpotrichiellaceae. The record is from RefSeq and is a predicted model, not a curated record. The transcript has 2 exons.